Xiphophorus hellerii (green swordtail) is the source of this 3301-nucleotide messenger RNA. It is a transcript of the gene rbm12ba, whose product is annotated as RNA binding motif protein 12Ba. The coding region runs from base 810 to 2705 and encodes 631 amino acids. The transcript is spliced from 2 exons. Gene Ontology annotation, molecular function: RNA binding. The record is from RefSeq and is a predicted model, not a curated record. Lineage: Eukaryota; Metazoa; Chordata; Actinopteri; Cyprinodontiformes; Poeciliidae.
UGAUUGCUUCUUAACUGAAAAAGGUCAUAACUCUUGGACUGUAGGUAGUUAAAGGCUAGUUGAAUCUCCCUCGACACCAGCUUAGACAGAUCAUCUCUCCCAGACCUGCUUCAGGGUAAUACUCGAAGGUUUAGAGAUUUUCCGGACCCGUUAGACAGAGAGCUGGUCAGUAGUCAGUCCAUGGAGGUUGUGAGGUUUAGGGCGGGGCUGGCUAUUGCGUAACAACACCCAGGGCUCCAGCUCCACGCUAUUAAAAGAAAUCCAUUGCAAAUUGUCAUAUGGUGCAUUUAUGCAUAAUUAAUGCAAAAGGAGGUUUAAUCAACUGCUUUGUGCUUGAAAAUUUAAAUACUUUUCAGUAGUCAUGCAUUUCUGUUUAAAUUAUUAAUGUGAUCUUGUGCAGCAUUCUUAUUUAUGACACAUUAAAUUGUGGAUUCUUUUAAAGCCAUAAUCAUCAAACUUACAAGAUACAAGGGUUUGAAAUAUUUCACUUUGUGUGUGAUGAAUCUACAUAACGUAUUAGUUUAACUUUUUCAUGAUAUUGUAAUUUGAAUGUAGUGUAGUUCACACUCCAUCCGCUGGGAGGCAGCGAUGAGUUACACGGCACCUCAGAGUAAAUAAAAGGGAGGAAACCCGCGGGCUGACGAUCAGUCCGAGGGAGAGAUGAGGCAGGAAGAGCUGGCAGAGCUCACAAAGUUAUGGAUAAGUUGAAACUGGAUGUCAUCUUGUAAACCCUUUAAAAUCCUAGGACACGUAGGCACGCUAUAGCCUUCUAAAUUUACAGACAACACCCAGCCUGCAGGAAGGACAGAAUGAGCACGAUCCUCAGACUGGAAGGCCUGGACGUGAAGGCAGGCACUGAAGACAUACGGACCUUCUUUCAGUCCCUGCACAUACCUGAUGGAGGGGUUUACAUUAUGGGAGGACAUCUCGGCGAGGCUUUUAUUUCGUUUGCCACUGCAAGUGAUGCACAGGCUGCUUUGCUGCGCAGUGGGAAUUUUCUCAAAGGCUCCAUGGUGACCCUGCACAUCAGCAGUAUGGAAGAGAUAGAGCAGAAAUUCGAGGAGUCCUUAAAUAGCAAGAAAACUUCGCUCACUGUAAGAAAACCUCAUCCACGUUUAGCUGAAAAUGAAAUGUCAAGGCAACAUAAGACUAAAAAUGGCAAUGUUAAGUCCAAAUCCAGCUCGCAUGAUGUUUACCUGACUAAGGUGAAGCCCAAAUCCGGACCUCAUGGCAUUAAUAUAUUGAGGCCCAAAUCCAGAUUACAUGAGGACAACAUGACUAGAUUGAAGCCAAAAUCCAGACCACAUGAUGUUAACAUGACGACGAAGCACAAAUCUAGGCUGCGUGAUGUUAAUAUGAUCAAGGUGACGCCCAAAUCCAGGCCGCAUGGUGAUAAUACUUCAGUUUCAUCUUCAGCUGCAUUUCCAGUUGAUCCUGAUCCUGCUGAUCUGCCAGCUUCUAAUGCACAACUAUUGGAUACUGAUGCUUUUUUUCUUGGAGUUUGUAGUGUCCUUCAAAGCCUCCAAUCAACUCAAACGGUGCCAAAAUUUGAGUUUCCCCACGUUGACAGCGCAACUUCUUCUGAAGCGGUCAGAAAUCCAGAACAUACACUGGACUUGAGGCCAGGUUAUGUUCGGCUAUUUGGGCUGCCAGCUUCAAUUACUAAAGAAGACAUCUGCAAGUUCUUCAAAGGAUUACGUGUAGAAGACGUUAUAGUUGACAUCGAAUUGGGAAUCAGUCGUGGCUGCCUUGUUAAGUUUGCAGAUAUGCAAGAUGCAUCUGAUGCUCUUGGCUUCAACCAACAGAUGCUGGGCUCCAUUCCUGUGGAAGUGCGUGGAGCAGAAGAAAAACUGUGGGUCAGAGCUCUUCAGGAAUGUAGUAAGGUUUUUGAUGACAGGUCAAAGUGUAAACAUGAAAGAUCUCCAACGGAAAAGGCACACUAUGAAAGAAGAUCUGUUGUUUCCCAUAAGAGGACAUCUGAUCAAGUUCCGUUUAAACCAUUAAAACACCCAAAACUUGAUGCGGAACCCAAUGCUUCAUUAUCAAGAUCCUCGGAGUACACAGUCAUGGUCAGAAACCUGCCAAAAAACAUGACCAAGACUGACAUAAAAGAGCUUUUCAGAUGCCAAAACCUACCGCACAAAAAUGUGCUUCAUCUGCUCGACGAAACAAACAAUAUCACUGACACAGCUUUUCUGAGUUUUAACAGUACCGAGGACUUUGACUACGCCAUUAAUCUCUCUGGCUGCCAUGGUGGCUCUGGUGCCAUUGAGGUUACAUCGAUCACCAAGGAGCUCAUGUGGAAAAUGAUAGCCAAAAACCACCCCAGAAACCAAAGGACUGGUCCGACUGAUCCAAGAUUACAACGCAGCUUCAGGAAGCCAGAGCCAGUGCAAACCGACGCGCCGCAGAGAGAAAGUCUAAAUGAGACGGGUCAGCGGUACAUUUUUAUUAGGAACAUGCCUGCAACUGUCAAGAAAAGUCAAAUCAGGACCCUGUUCUGUAAAUUCAGUCUGAGUUUGGAUGACAUAAUGUUACUACAUGAUAGAGAGGGCUAUGGCUCAGGUGAGGCUGUUGUUAAGUUUGAAUCUGAACAGCAGGUCACACAGGCACAGAGGUUGCACGGCGAAGAGUUCCUGGGGUCAAACGUGCUUCUCACCCCCAUAAAUGAGAAGCAAAUGAAGAACAUUUUGGUGAACACCUGAAGAUUGUUUUGCCUGAAAAUCAAUUUCAGCUGCGCUUGACUGCGGAGGUUUCUAGUUUGCAUUAAAGGUUUUUUUUAUUUCAAGAUUUCCCGAUGUUAUCGUUCUCUUCAUUUAUACUACACAGUCUGCAAUAAAUAUUCUAAUAAUUAAUGGAAGACCGUUCCCAAGAGUUGGAUACUACUGCGAUGAAAAGAAGAUGCUUUGGAUUUGUGUACAAACAUGUUGGAGAUCUUUGUUUACCUUCAUUCUGCAUGGCUGAAUAAUUUUUUUUAUAUGGCUUUUGAGGAAAGGUCAGUUUGUUUAGGUUCAAUGAUUAAUUUUUUUCAGUGUUAAAGAGACUGGAUAACUUAAGUUUCAACACAAUGUGGACCCACUUCAGAGAUGAGUUAAAUAAGCCAGAAACAAUGGUGAAAAACAGCUACAUGAAAAAAGGAAGAGGAGCAAGUAACCCACAGCAGUGUGGACAAACAUGGACUGCUAUGGGGGUUGUGUACAACAUAAUGCUGAAGCAUUUGACAGACAGAGCAGGUAAUUGAAGAGGAAAUGUCACUUGAUAAGAGGCUAAAGCGUGGGAUUAAAUGCUACCUGUGAAAUGA